AUGCGCUCCGAGGGCUCGCCGUGGGGCUUGCUCGUCGCCCUUCUCGGGUCGGUUGCGGCAGCAGGACUGUCGGAUGUCCCGUCGCCCGAGAACUAUCUCCGCAAGGCCACCGCGUCUGCAACGCUCAUCGGCAACUAUGUCUACAUCGACGGGGGCGAGAUUGCGCAGCUCGUCGACGGGAAGGUCCCGUCUUUUCGGACGACGAAUCAAGUAAACUCGACGCUUUCCAUCGACAUGUCCAAGUCAUGGAACGCCUCCACCGUCGUGCAGCGCACAAUAGACCGACCCUGGUGGUCAAAAGUCAACCAAGUCAUCUGGACGAACCAUGAAGCAGGUACCUUCUACGUCUGGGGCGGCAAGUGGAUUUGGGGAGACAAUAUGACAAAGAACGAGCUGUGGAAGUUCACCCCCGAUGGCAAGGGCGCGGGGACCUGGUCCAUCGAGCCCCCAGCCAAUGCGGACUUGUUUAACGGCCUGCACGAGUCCGAGUUUGGGGCCUACGCCAACACCAACGAUACGGGAUUCGUAAUCGGAGGCAUUGCUUCGGGCUGGACGGAAUACGGCCGCGCGUCCACCUCGGUGCUGCCGGGGAUGGUCACCUUCAACAUGCAGACGAACGUCUGGCAGAACGGCACUACGGCCUUCAGCCCCUUCGGCACGCUGGCCGGCGCCAGAGCCCACUACAUCCCGACCUUCGGCCCCAACGGCCUGGUCAUGGUCCUCGGCGGCCAGUCGCACUCGCUUGUCGGCGACCCGGACUGGUCCGCCGCGACGCCCUACGACCUGCGCAACCUGACGUUUUUCGACCCGCAGACGAAGAAGCAGUACUGGCAGGCCACGACCGGCAGCAUUCCCCCAUUUCCGCGGACCUUCUUCUGCCUCGCCGGGUUUCAGAACACCGACGGGGGCUACGAGAUCUUGCUAGCGGGAGGCUCGAACGAGCGCGACAAGUUCCUGUACCAGGACACGUACAUCCUCAGCCUUCCGGGAUUCGUAUGGGUCAAGGCGGCGGACUCGCCGUCGGGCAAGCGCAGGGACGCCGCCUGCGUGUCUGUGGGCAACCGCCAAGUGCUGAGCAUAGGCGGCACCGACGGCACCUGGACCGACCCAGAUCCCGCUCCGCAGGGGCUUCAGCUGUUCGACAUGACCGAGAUGCAGUGGAAGUACUCGUACGACGCCAACGCUGCCGCCUACGAGAGGCCCGCUGACCUCGCGGUCUGGUACAAGAACGGGUAG
Molecule: messenger RNA, 1236 nt
Organism: Thermothielavioides terrestris NRRL 8126
Lineage: Eukaryota; Fungi; Ascomycota; Sordariomycetes; Sordariales; Chaetomiaceae
Exons: 4
Coding region: 1-1236 (411 amino acids)
Molecular function (GO): protein binding
Source: RefSeq, a predicted model, not a curated record